GAAGAAGAAGAAAAGGGUAGAAAGAUGCUCGCGGCUUCGGAGGAUCGGGCAUAGGUAAGUAGCACUUAUGUUUAAUACGUGAGUGUGGAUGAGUUGUCUGUCUCGCACGCGAUCCUCUCGCGCCUGCGCAGCUCUUUCCUGACCUCGCGUUCGCUAGAACCAAUUUCCGCGGAUAAUACGACCGCGAUCUACGAGUGCUUCGAAUAUUUUCUUCAAGAUCCUCUGUCUCUCGGUCCGUGAAAUUGUUUUGAAUACAAAUAUUGGCCAAUAAGAGGUCAAAUUAUAAUGCUAAAUUGUUUCGUGGAAAAACAAAUGUACGCAUUGUGUAUCCUUGCUGUCCUUAAUUUACGACAGCAUGUUCAACAAAAUUGGCAAAUAAAUUCAACGUCGAGACGAUCCUCGUCACAAGCUUCGUUGAAUUUAAUAAAAUGCAUCGAAUCUAAUAACGUACCAAUUGGAGCCUUAGAGGUAUCAAAAGAUUUGAGAAAUAUCGUUAAAAAUAUUAACAAAGAUAUAGACCGAUCGAAUUGGUGGAAUUCAUCGUCUUACAUUGAGCUAUUUAUGAAAGGUGCAAAACAGAUAAUCGAUAAUAUCAGCAGAUCUAUCACGAAUCCAAAAACAAUCGCCAAUCCUCUGUCAAAGAAUAUCUUUGGUUCUGUUUUAUUUCUAUCGAAUAAUUCACCAAGUAAAUAUUGGAAUUGAACAAUGAAUUGAACUGAACUAUAUAAAAAAAAUUAUUCGGAGCAAUUAAGAAGUCCUCCUAAUAAUAUUUUAUAUAUUUGUAAGGUUUCUAAGGUAAUAACGUCAUGGAAUGAUAUUAACGAUCUCAGUUAAAAUCUUCUUUGAACCGAUUGCACUCCUUUAAUGGCGCCACGAACAAAUUCGAGUGCGGUUCUAAAAGAAGAUGAAAAAAAUAUGUAUCUAGACGUCAAUUAAAUAAAAUCGUACGAUUUUCCA
Messenger RNA from Vespa crabro (European hornet), 957 nucleotides. RefSeq lists its product as uncharacterized. The record is from RefSeq and is a predicted model, not a curated record. The transcript is spliced from 4 exons. NCBI's taxonomy places the organism in Eukaryota, Metazoa, Arthropoda, Insecta, Hymenoptera, Vespidae. The coding region runs from base 286 to 702 and encodes 138 amino acids.